Molecule: messenger RNA, 702 nt
Organism: Triticum turgidum subsp. durum (durum wheat)
Lineage: Eukaryota; Viridiplantae; Streptophyta; Magnoliopsida; Poales; Poaceae
Source: the annotation of a GenBank genome assembly
AUGCAAAUGGCAGCCACCGACCAGAGUAAGACGGCGACCAGGAGGUUCGGAUGGCUGUACGUGGCGCGGUGGGCGGUGGCGUCCGUGGUGACCGUGCUGGCCGUGGCAGUGAUCGUUCGGGCCGUGGUGGUGAUGCUCCGCCCUGAGAAGCUGCAGCUCAAGCUCUCCGGCGGCCGCGUGGCAGUCGACUGGAUCCCGUCGAUGCCGCCGCCGGGCAACGAGGUGGCGCUCAACUUCGUCCUAGUGGCCAACAACCCCAGCGGGCGCGCCUCCGUCGAGUACACCAACGUCACCGUCCGGCUGACGGACGUCACGAGCGCGUCGUCGCCGUCGCCGACGAAGAUCGCCGAGUUCGACCUGCCGGAGUCCAUCCCGGUGCUGCAGCGGACGGCGCACGAGGCGAUGGUGAGGGUGGGGAUGACGCCGGGCGAGGACGUGCCGAUGCGGUACGUGCGGGCGCUCUUCGAGGGGCGCAGCGUCGACGGCGUGGAGAUGAUGCUGCGCGGGGUGUUCCACAGCCACGUGGCCAUGGCCAGCGGGGACUACGUCACCACCAGCGACCUCGCCACGUACUACUGCUGGCCAGUGACCAUCGCCGUCGGUGGCCCGUCGUCGUCGUCGUCCUCGUCGCCAGACUACACCAGCGUCGUCGUCACCGACGCGCCGUGCCUGGACAAGUCGGAGGCCCCGGCCAUCGUGUGA